This is a messenger RNA of Eriocheir sinensis (Chinese mitten crab), 1909 nucleotides long. RefSeq lists its product as uncharacterized. The record is from RefSeq and is a predicted model, not a curated record. NCBI's taxonomy places the organism in Eukaryota, Metazoa, Arthropoda, Malacostraca, Decapoda, Varunidae. Gene Ontology annotation, molecular function: sequence-specific DNA binding. Bases 162 to 1142 code for a protein of 326 amino acids. The transcript is spliced from 4 exons.
CAGAAAACCUCUCCACCGCGCAAGUAGAUGAUGACGUCACCGAAAAUAUCGAGAGCAGGGUUCUGCGGGUCGAGAACUGUCAGUCACUCAAACACCAGUGUGUAGAGCGAAGCUCCGUUUUCUGAUUAAAGGGGUAGCUAAGGCAGACAAAUAACAUAAAGAUGCCAACAGUUUGUAUAGUGCAGAAGUGCAAUGCCGCAAGACUGAAAGGUGAUAAAAAUAUUCAUUUCUUUUCACUACCCAAAGAAAAAGAUCUUAGAAAGAAAUGGAUUGAAUUAUGUGGCACACACAAUAAUCGGUCAUCUGGAUACGUAUGCAGCCGUCAUUUUGAAAGUAAUGCAUUUGAAAGAAACUUGAAAUAUGAGUUGUUUUGUUUGCCAGUGCCCCCAAGUCAAAUUAAGUUCAAGAAAGGAGCAGUGCCUACACUUGGACUACCCACAUUAACAACUUGUGAGCCACACCCUCCACAGGAAGAACCAGAGCAUCACAUCCAAGAUGCUUUGACUGCACACACUGCUGGAGCUUCAAGUCAACUUAUGACAUGUGAGACAGUCAUUGAGGUUCACCCUCAGCCACACCCUCCACAGGAAGAACUCCUACUAGAGCAUCACAUCCAAGAUGCUUUGACUGCACACACCGCUGGACCUUCAAGUCAACCUAAGACUCCACCUGAAGAAGUUGGUGAAGUGUAUCCAAGGCCACUCCUCCCACAGGAAGAACACCACUAUCAAGAAACAUGUACAUCACCUGAACCCAAAAAUAAGAAGAUGCUGCAGUUCAUUAAACGCAUGUCAUUCUACAACAAAGAUCUUCACAAAAGACUGACAAAAGUUACCAAAGAGAGAAAUUAUUAUCGUGAAGAAAUCAAGAAGUAUCAGGAAAUUAUUAAUAAAUUACGGAAUGAAUUGGAUAAUGUCAGAGUUGAAUGCCAGGAAAAUGUUUCAAAAGCAUUAUCUAAAACAUUUACAAAAAAUCAAACAAAGUAUUUUGUAUCAAAUAAGCACAUACUCAAGUGGGAGGAGGAAGACAUUAGCAAAGCACUUACUUUACGAUCCUUAAGCCCUAAGGCAUACCGUUUCCUUAGGAAACACUGGAACUUUCCACUGCCAUCUCCUGCCACUAUCAGUAAAUGGGUAUCAUAAGUUGUUGUGGAACCCGGAAUUUUGUGUAAUGUCAUCCAACUUUUAGCUCACUAUGCUCCAACAAUGUGUGAAUAUGAGCGAAUAUGUGUUUUAUCUUUUGAUGAGUCUGCAGUUGCUCAAGCUUGGUCAUAUGACUCUAAAAAUGACAAUAUAUAUGAACCAAAACGGAGUGUGCAGUGUGCAAUGCUUAGAGGGUUAUUGAAGCCUUGGAAACAGCUGGUGUUUUACGAUUUUGAUUGUGAUAUGACAAAGAACAUUUUAGAUAACAUUAUUCAUGAAGUUGAAACUGCAGGAUUCAUCGUUGCAGCAAUUGUCAGUGACCUGGGGCCAAAGAAUUUAGCUUUGUGGAAGCAGUUGAACAUUAAUGUAAAUAACAGUUCUUUCCCAAACCCAUUUGAAUGUAAACGCCCAGUGUUCGUAUUUGCUGACGUUCCCCACCUUAUCAAACUUAUCAGAAAUAAUCUAUUAGACCAUGGAUUCACUCUGGAUGGACAGUUAGAGCCAACGGUGACAAAUAGCAGUAUUAGAGAGUUAAUAAUAAGAAGUACACAUGACCUAAAAACAAUUCAUCGUUUGUCAUACAAACAUAUUGAUGUACAGGGACCUAAAAGAAUGAACGUUCGUUUAGCUGCCCAAUUACUAUCACAAAGUACAGCAAAAUCUAUUGAGUACUUUGGAAGGAAAGGUCUUCUAAAGAGCAAGGACUGGGAGGAUACAAGUAAUUUCAUAAGUUUAGUUGAUGCAUGGUUUGAUGUGUUUAAUGCCAA